AUGAGGAUUAACAAAAAGGACGAAAUAGUAAACGUUCUGUUUACUGUAUUUUUGCUAAUAACUCAGCAGAUCUCGUUGUUGUAUAUCAUACUUAAAAGUACAAGAAGUAGUGACUUUUAUUUUGGGUUUUUAAUUGCAGAUGUAUUUUUAUGUAUAUAUAUUGUACUAAGUCUUUAUGAUGAAAAUAAUGCAGGAGUAAAAAUAUCAAUCCAAUGGAUGAUUUACAUGACCACGUUAGGUUUAAAAAUGUGUAUUUAUUGUUUUUUCAUAAAAAAUGAGGAAAAUUUAAAUAAGUCAAGAAGUCUUUUUUUCAUGUACCUAUCAAAUGAUGUAUUAGUAUACAAUUUAAUAUAUUUAACCCCAUUCAUAUAUUUACUAUUCUCACUAAGAAGUAGAAAUAUAUUAGAAAAUAUCUUAAACAAUAAAAUAGUAAUAGAAAAUAUUCUAAGUAUAGAUGUAAAUAUAAUCAACCUUUUUGACAUAAUUGAUUUAAUUUUCAUGUACUCUCAUUUGACAAAUAUUUAUAAAAUAUUACCACAUGUCAGAGGCUCUUACAACUUUCAAAACAUUUCUCUCAUGCUUAUAAUUGUGCUUGUUGAUAUCUUCCUCUUUGGUUUUUAUUUUCCUAUAUACACAAAUAUAGACAAGUCAUAUUCAUACAACGAUCAAUCCAUAGAGCUAAAUGAUAGAAAGGGAAACAAAUCGAGGCAGAGAACAAGGAACCAGGGUUUUUACCCAAGUAGAGAUGGAGAAGAAGAUGAAGAUGAAGGAGAAGAAGAAGAUGAAGAUGAAGAAGAAGAAGAUGAAGAAGAUGAAGAAGAAGAACGAGAAGGCAUAGAAGACGGCUGUCCAAAGAUAAAAAAUGGAGUGGAAAAAAAAGUAGAAGGAGAAACGAUAGAAGAUAGCUGUCCUGGGGUAAAAGAUGGAAUGGAACAAGACAGAAGGAAAAAAAAAGGACAUAUCAAAGGGAAGCAUAAAAAUCAAGCUGGCCAAAUUCAUUCAUAUAACAGGUGCGAAUCGGAGGAGAGGAUGAAUAACUUUGUGCAUCCAAAGAAUUCGAGAAUUGCUAGGAAUGAAUACCUGCACAGUGAUAGAAAUAGUAGAUAUACCUUGUCAAGUUUCAGCACCAAUAGACAUAGUCACAGUAGAAGCCGUAGUAGUGAAUCUAGUACAAGACGUAGUAGUGGAAUUCAUCCUGCAAAUGUGUCAUUUUUAGAUGAGUCCAAGGUUGGGUAUAUGAAAAAAAAGGGUGCAUCCAAAUUUGACCUCUCUAGGGAAAAUGCAAAUAAAGUAGGGAUGAUGAAUCCACACGUAGUAUCCAUGAAUUCGAAGCAAUCAACGUAUGCAUCAUCUGACAUGUCAAGGGAACUACUCCCAAGGAAGAAUUCAGCCUCGUCUUUAGGAGCCUCCUCUUUUUCAACUUCGUCCUUUACGGCCUCCUCUUUAGCAGCCUCCUCUUUUUCAACCUCGUCUUCCUUCACUUUUUCCAAUGCUAACUCACCAUAUGUAUCUUCCAACAGUUCCAACAUUUGUUCUAUCCAUUCUGGGUCUUCCUCAUCUUACCUACCAUCCAUUCUAUCUUUCUCAUCAAAUGAACAGAAGAUAAAAAAAUAUAAUAAAUCCAAUAAAUUGCAUCACCAUAAAUUUAAGGACGUCUACACAGAUGUUUACAUAACUGCCAAGUUUCAUUUCAUCGUAGGGUUCCUCCUCAUUGAUGUCCCUUUUUUCAUAUACAGAUUCAUCUUCUGUCUGAAGCACAAGGUGAUGCUAACCCUAAUUGUGAAGAACGUGUUGUUUCUGCUAUUCAGGUCAUACAAACUAAAUGAAUACAGACUUGUGGAAAAGGAAAAAUAUAAAAAAAACAAAAGCAAUCUUGACUUUCAUUUGUACAACUUGUUCAAUUUUGAUGACGAAUCGAGUGGUUACCAAAAAGGUGGCAAGCAAAAGAAAGGAGAAUCUGGGGAGAAAAAGAAAACUGGAAGGAACCUUAUCAAGAUGAUAAAGAAGAAGAAGAAGAAGAAGAAAAUGAAGAAGAUGAAGAUGAAGAAGAUGAAGAAAAACAAACAAAAAGAAAAAUCCACAUUUUUUGAGAAAUAUGUUAAAGCUCAAAUUACAAAGGAAAGAGAUUUAGGCCAAAAAAGGGGAAUUGCGCAAAUGAGUAAUGAAACGGUGGAGGGAAGAGCUGAGAUGGAUCAUGCCGCUACAAAGGUGGAGAAAAAGAGGGAAAAAAUGGAAAAGCUAGAAAAAAUGAAAACAAUGGAAAAAGACAAGAAUAACAAUAAAACGAAGGAGAAAAAAAAAAAAAAAAAAAAAAAAAAAAAAAAAAAAAAAAAAAAAAAAAAAAAAAAAAAAAAGAAAAAAAAAAAAAAAAAAAAAAAAAAGAAGAAAAAAAAAAAAAAAAAAAAAAAAAAAAAAAAAAAAAAUACAGUUAUGCAAGUUUUUAAGGAAGAAUUUCAGGAUAAUAAGAAAAAGAAGCUACUGGAGAAGAAGGCUGCUAUCUGUGAAAUAACAUCAAGCAGGAUCUGCGACAAAAAAUAUCACGGGGAAAGUGAGCACAUAGGGAAGUUUAUACAUAAUAAAGUAGAACAAAAAACAAAAAAUCAUAAAUUUGUAGAAAGAAAACGAUGGAUUAAUAAGAAAGGACAAAUUAAAUUCAGCUGGAGUGAGAGGAGAAAAAUGAGAAGUGAAUUCAGAAAGUACAAAAAUUUAAUUUUCAAACUUAAAUAUAAAAGAAAAAUUCCGAUAUAUCAUUUUAAAAUGUGGGAUCACAUGAGAUCCAUGUGUAAUUUUUUAUUUAAACGAUUCAACAGUUCCAAUUUUAUUUAUUUGGAUGAUAAAUUAGUGUUUUCCUAUUUUACAAAUAUACGUCUCAUAUUCCUUAUUAUACUUGAUUAUUUUAUGAAAAUUGGAAUCACCAUAUUUUUCAUUAUAGUUUUAUUAAACAAUCACAAACGUGUAAGUCAUCAUGAUUUUGUAUACAUGCAUGACAUUCCAACCAAGUCUAUAAUUACAAAUAAGGAAAUUUUUACCUUUCCAGAAACUUUUGAUUUGUCUGAAUAUGCAAAUAUGCAACUACCAGAAGAAUCAAUUCCUAUAAAUUAUAUAAAUAAAGAUAUAAACAAUUUUAAAAAUAAAAAUAAUCAAAUAUAUAUACCAAAAGGAUACGUCAAUUUAGAAAUUCCAGAUAAUAUAUUUACAACAAAAUGGGAACUUAUAUUUAGAAUUGAUAAAAUUUAUAUAUAUACUUGUUUGGCAUAUUUUGUUCUUUAUUUCCUUCUUCUCAUAAAAACAUCGACCUUUUUCGACAUUUUCUUCGGAUCCAUAUUUAAUACCAUAAGUCAUUUGUCUUUCUAUUUUUCCUUAAAACAAUUCAUUUUAUUUUUUUUUAUUUUCCAUGGAAAUAUUUAUAAUGAUGAUUAUGUCUACUAUGAUCGCAACAUACGCAAGCUAAACUAUCGCCUCCAUUAUUUCUCUCUCCUCCUCUUCAACCUCCACCACUUUUUUUCUCUUGUCAAGCAUGCUUCUCUUUUUAUGCGUGUCUUGUUUAAUUGCAGGUAUGUCUACUACUACAGGAGAUUCAACCGAGGAAAUAAAAACCAACUCAGAUACUCAGUUAGCGUGUAUAUCCUUUUCCUUCUGUGCAAAUAUGGCUAUGCACCCAUUAAUCUGAACACAUUGUUAUUUGGUCAAAAUAUUCUGAACAAUAUUUUGUUAAUAGACAAUAUAAAUAGUUUCACGUGGAUAAAUAUUAUUGUACUAAUCUUAUUUAAAGGAAUACAUGUUCUGAUGACAAACACAAAUUAUUUUUUAAUUGGCUUAUUCAUUUUACACAUCAUUCUUUAUGUUAUUUAUGCUAUUCAUGCACAAAUACUAAGAUAUAUAAUUCUUCGGAAAAUGGAAAUUCUCUUUGCUUUUAAAAAUAUACUCAUCUCAAAAUAUGAACAAACACCUCUGGUUCUUGAUAAAACAUCUCCCUAUAUCACAUGUCGUGACAUACUCAAAUAUUAUUCAGAGGAAGGAUUUUUUUCUUCAGAGGGAAAUAUGAUACCAAAUUUUAUAUGA
Molecule: messenger RNA, 4062 nt
Organism: Plasmodium gonderi
Lineage: Eukaryota; Apicomplexa; Aconoidasida; Haemosporida; Plasmodiidae
Exons: 4
Coding region: 1-4062 (1353 amino acids)
Source: RefSeq, a predicted model, not a curated record